Molecule: messenger RNA, 795 nt
Organism: Capronia epimyces CBS 606.96
Lineage: Eukaryota; Fungi; Ascomycota; Eurotiomycetes; Chaetothyriales; Herpotrichiellaceae
Exons: 3
Coding region: 1-795 (264 amino acids)
Cellular component (GO): membrane; cytoplasm
Source: RefSeq, a predicted model, not a curated record
AUGCUCGAAGGAUCAAGACAGAAAUCUUUGGCCUGGCUAAACAGUCAAUACAUCUAUGGCAGAAUUCCUCUUCUCCAUACACUCAUCCUUUUCAUCGAGGUAGCCAUGGCGGCACGACUGGUGGCCAAGUUCAACUCUUACUAUGCUCAAAAGCCCGUGUUGACUACUAUGAUCACCAAUGCGGUCCUCGGAGGCAUUGCAGACACUGUCGCACAGAGCAUCACUGCGUUCCGAGCGAGACAAGCUCUACUACCUCCUGAUGCCGACUCCGGAUCCUUCAUCUCCUCCGGUGUGGAGUUGGAGGAUCUCAACGAGAAGCCCGCAAGACGAUCGCCCUCCCUCUCUCCUCGACAUCCGGGACCUCAACCGUUUGAUUUCGAGCGCUUGACCAGAUUCAUGGCUUAUGGAUUCUUGAUGGCGCCUGUUCAGUUCGUGUGGUUUGGUCAACUCACCAAAUGGUUUCCGGUCACAUCAAAGAGUGGCACUGUGCCCGCACUGAAGCGCGUAGCCUGCGAUCAAUUGAUGUUCGCCCCUUUUGGUCUGGGUGCCUUUUUCACUUUUAUGACCGUUGCUGAGGGAGGCGGCAAGGAAGAUGUGCUCAACAAAUUCCGGGAUGUCUACCUUCCCACACUGAGGGCUAACUAUAUUCUCUGGCCUGCGGUGCAAAUCCUCAACUUCCGCGUCCUACCUUUACAAUUCCAAAUCCCCUUCGUGAGCACGAUUGGGAUUGCCUGGACCGCCUAUCUCAGUUUGACAAAUUCAAGCGAGGACGAGGUGUUGCAGCAGCAGAGUUGA